AUGGAUCAUAGAAAAGAGUUUGUGUGUAUAUUUGCAAAUGGACGAAUUUUUAAUGGCCCGGUCGGUGCAACAUUUGAGUGUGAUAGAGCGAAAGUAGUGAAAGUUGAUCCAAAUAUUACAUUGGAUAGAUUGAAGGAAGUUAUUGGACGAAAACUACAACUUCCUCCCAAUGAAAUUGUGACAAAUCUAGUGUACAGAUAUCCUACGUGCAUAAAUCCACCACAAUACCAAGCAUGCAAUCUAGAAGAUGAUUCGGAUGUACAACAAAUGUGGCAAGUGAACCGUCGAUUCUCAACUCAGUUAACAUGUGCAGAGUUGUAUGCCAAUAUAGGUGACUUGGAAGAUGUUGGUCAUAUUGAAUCACAACUAAUGGACAAAAAUGCUGGAAAUACUCUUCCAUCAAGUAGCAAUCAGCUGAACAUUAUAGAAGAAGAAUCCAUGUUUAGCGAUCAGAUGGAAAAUCUUCACCCAUUUGAACUUCCCCAAGAUGGUAUCAACAAUGGGUCAUCUUGCUCUGUUCCUCAAAUGGAAGAUACUAUGGAUGAAUUUGAGGACGAAGAUCAAUAUGAUUCUUAUUUAAAUAUUGGUGAUGGGAAUGAUCAUGAUGACAAUGAUGAGCAUGACGAGAUCAACCAGGAUAAUGAGCUAGCAUCUGCUUUCUUCUCGCAUAUUAAUGUUGAGUCAGCUAUGGCUCCUGAGUUCAGUGAAUUAGAAGAAAUUCCACCUUUCAGUCAAAAUGAAGAGUUACAUAUCGGAAAGAUGUUUAGCAAUGUUCGUGUUUUGAGACGUGCGGUCAAGUUAUACUCUGUUCGAGUUCAUCACACAUUCAAGGUCUAUUAUUCAUGUAACAAGUAUGAAGAAUAUCGAUGCAUUAACUAUGGUGAAAGCUGCAAUUGGAGAGUAAGAGCUUGUAAGAAGGAAAACAGAAACUUUUGGCAAAUUACAAAAUAUGGGGGGCCCCACACAUGCUUAAGCACAUCACUAACUCAAGACCAUCCAAAGUUAGAUGCUGAUGUUAUAUCAUCUUGUAUCAUAGCAAUGGUAACUGAUAAGCCAAAUGUGAAAGUAUCUCAAAUUAUAGAGAGGAUGCAAUCCAUGUUUGGUUAUAUAGUGUCAUAUAAGAAGGCUUGGAAUGCAAAACAAUUAGCCAUUGCCGUUGCUUUCGGGAAUUGGGAGAUCUCAUAUUCCUUACUCCCAAGGUGGUUGGCCGCAGUACAACACUUCAUGCCUGGAUCAUACGUACAAUUUUCAAAUAAACAGUGCUCUCAAGUCAAUGCGAAUGGGGAACCAGUUGAAAUGUUUCGUGUGUUUUGGGCAUUCAAGCCAUGCAUUGAUGCCUUUCCACAUUUGAAGCCCAUUAUACAAGUUGAUGGAACAUUUUUAUAUGGAAAGUAUAAGGGCACGUUACUAAUGGCUAUAUCACAAGAUGGUGACAGAAAUGUUGUGCCGCUUGCAUUUGCGGUAGUUGAAGGGGAGACAAGAUCAGCUUGGACAUGGUUCUUAUACCAUGUGCGUCAUUGGUAUGCGUAUGAAUGUCAUGUUGUUGACCAACAAUUAGCAGAGAUAGUAUUGCAACAUGCAUCUGCUGCUAGAUGGAUUGGAGCCAUCCCCAAAGAAAAAUGGUCACGUGCAUAUGACGUUGAAGGUCGACGUUAUGGACACAUGACAACUAACCUUGCAGAGUGCAUGAAUGGUGUAUUCAAAGGUGUUGAAGUCUACCCAUAA
Messenger RNA from Neltuma alba, 1725 nucleotides. RefSeq lists its product as uncharacterized. NCBI's taxonomy places the organism in Eukaryota, Viridiplantae, Streptophyta, Magnoliopsida, Fabales, Fabaceae. The transcript has 2 exons. Bases 1 to 1725 code for a protein of 574 amino acids. The record is from RefSeq and is a predicted model, not a curated record.